AUGGCUGCCACCCGGAAGACACCUAAGCAAGCAGCUGGCAGCUAUAUAUUCCCUUCCAUCCACGACUUCCCUCCCUUCUACACAAUACAACCGACAAUAUCCACCCGCACAAAGCAACUACAGUUAUGGUGUGAAAUACUGCUGCAGUACUGUGCAGCGACUCGCACGUCUGAGUUGCUCGUUGCGCCGGCCGCGAUGAACCAAGAUCCAAUGACGCAGGCCGUGUUUGCCAACGAGAGGAUAAGACGAAGGUUGAACAGGGAAGCGAUACAACAGAUCGUUGAUGAGCUAGUGCAGCAAGGUCAAGCCGAAUGGGACUCACCUGCCAAGGACCAAUGUCUCAUCUACUGGCGGAAGCCGGAGGAUUGGGGAGCGCAAGUCUACAAAUGGGCUUUCGACUCUGGAUCGACGGGAUCCAUUUGUACCGUUUACGAGCUUCUGCAUGGCGAAUACACUGAGGGACAAGAAUUCCAUGGACUGAACGAGAAGACCAUGGUGAAGGCAUUGGAAGCGCUCGCAAAGUUGGGAAAGGCGCAGCUGUUUGUUGGCAGUACAGACUUGGAGAUGGGCGUGAAGUUUUCAUGA
Molecule: messenger RNA, 585 nt
Organism: Fimicolochytrium jonesii
Lineage: Eukaryota; Fungi; Chytridiomycota; Chytridiomycetes; Spizellomycetales; Powellomycetaceae
Product: ESCRT-II complex subunit-domain-containing protein
Exons: 5
Coding region: 1-585 (194 amino acids)
Biological process (GO): protein transport to vacuole involved in ubiquitin-dependent protein catabolic process via the multivesicular body sorting pathway
Cellular component (GO): ESCRT II complex
Molecular function (GO): structural molecule activity; protein homodimerization activity
Source: RefSeq, a predicted model, not a curated record